UUCUAUGUGACACUUAAACAAACACAAAACAAACAAAACGCACACAGACAGCACAAAUAAUCACAGAACACACCGAAAAUAACUUUCUAUAGCUUAAAAGCCUAAUAGAAACAAACUCCACAUGUGUCAGUCACCAAACACAAACCGGAAGUCCUAGUAGUUGGUAGUCCUACUGAUCCGUCAUCCCAUGUUUACGUGAUCGUGACAGCUAGACCGUGGUGUAUCGUGAUUGUUCGGGUGUGAUACUUUUAUUUUAAUUUAUUCUAUGAAGAGAAUAGUUAAACAGCAAUGGACCACUGAUAUCCUUUAACUUUCAGCCAUACGUGUGAAAAUAGUAUAAACAAAAUCACAAAUGGUUACAAGUGUAAUGAUUAUGUUUGAGACUGACGUGGUCCUGUGACGAUUGCGACUAUUUACUGUUCAUUAAUUCUUUUAUGUAUUUACAUAAAUAUUAUAGUUGGGUUGGUUACGAAGUAAAUGACGUAGCAAUGUCGUGGGUUAAGGAUAACUGUCUUUCUUUCUUUCAACUAUUUUGUAUCAAAGUUGUGAAGACCGGUCGAGUUCCGCAACAUAUAGCUUUUAUUAUGGACGGGAAUCGUCGUUAUGCGAAGAAGAACAGCGUAGACACCAGUGCUGGACAUUACAAAGGCUUUGACAAACUUUCUGAAACCUUGAAGUGGUGCCUAGAUCUUGGAGUGCCUGAAGCUACAGUGUAUGCAUUCAGCAUAGAGAAUUUUAAAAGGAAUAAAGAUGAAGUGAAUGCUCUUAUGGAUUUAGCUAGAGACAAGUUUCAGAGACUAUUGGAAGAAAUUGACCAAAUUAAUGAAUGGGGUGUAAGAGUGCAUGUUGCUGGUCGACUGUCCCUCUUACCAAAAGAUUUACAGGCACUUGUAUCUAAAGCCAUGCUAGUCACCAGAAAUAAUAAUAAGCUUAGACUCAACAUCGCUUAUGCCUAUACAGGCAGGGAUGAAAUCAGCCGUGCUGCCUCACACAUAGUGGAUGGUGUCAAGAAUAAUGAGAUAUCACCUGAGGAUAUUGAUGAUGAACUUGUGUCACAAACUUUAGAACUGGGAGAAGCUGAAUUACUUGUCAGAACUUCUGGAGAAGUUAGAUUGUCUGACUUCAUGCUGUGGCAGGUAUCAAACACGGUGCUAUACUUUACCGAGGUAUUAUGGCCCGAAUUUACAAUUUGGAACCUAUUAGCAGCUAUAAUUCACUUCCAGAGAAAUGCUCCGCCCCCUAAAAUGAAGAGCAGUGUCAGUGAUAAAGCGCAAUUGUUUUUGGAUAACCUCGAAAAUCAUAGACAUCAACAGUUGGAGAAAUAUGUUAAUUGUUAAUGUAUACUCUGUUCUAUUGUUAUUUAGUAGUUAUUGUAAGUACACAGGUUGUAGAAAUAUAUGUAAAUAUGACUGA
Trichoplusia ni (cabbage looper) is the source of this 1413-nucleotide messenger RNA. RefSeq names its product dehydrodolichyl diphosphate synthase complex subunit DHDDS (gene Dhdds). The record is from RefSeq and is a predicted model, not a curated record. Gene Ontology annotation, cellular component: endoplasmic reticulum; dehydrodolichyl diphosphate synthase complex. The transcript has 5 exons. Gene Ontology annotation, molecular function: ditrans,polycis-polyprenyl diphosphate synthase [(2E,6E)-farnesyl diphosphate specific] activity. Gene Ontology annotation, biological process: polyprenol biosynthetic process. Bases 435 to 1337 code for a protein of 300 amino acids. NCBI's taxonomy places the organism in Eukaryota, Metazoa, Arthropoda, Insecta, Lepidoptera, Noctuidae.